AUGGCACAGAUCGCAAACCUUCCCAUGACCCCACUCAUGCCCACCGCUUCCUCGAACGACAUCAAAGAAAUCGCCUUUAAGACCGCUCCUUCGGCUUCCAAGCUCCAAAUCAAGCUCUUCCUAGAAACUUUCUGUGGCUUCGAGGUCCAAAAGGUGCGAACUCUUAACAUGAAGGGCAAGAAGAAGCGUUACGGGGGCUCCUUGGUCGCAAAACCUGAUUACAAGAAGGCAUAUGUCACCCUCAAGAACCCACUUUCCUUCUCCCAGAACCCUUACCCCUUUGGUUCCACCCUCCAAGACAACAAGAAUGAGAAGAUGUUGACCACUCACCGCUAG
Sphenostylis stenocarpa is the source of this 336-nucleotide messenger RNA. The record is from the annotation of a GenBank genome assembly. Lineage: Eukaryota; Viridiplantae; Streptophyta; Magnoliopsida; Fabales; Fabaceae.